CUGAUGACGACAAAAACACUCGCCGGAGUUUUUCCUCCAUUGUGUUUACGAGCUACACUGCGCUGAAAAUCACCUCUGCCGGAUUAUGGCUUUCAGCGGGGUCUUCACUCAGAUAUGGGUGUCUCAGUGAGUUAAGAGGAGGCCAGCGGACUCUGUAGUAGCAGGAAAGAUGAAUAAAGGCUGGCUGGAGCUGGAGAGCGACCCCGGGCUGUUCACCCUGCUGGUGGAGGACUUCGGUGUGAAGGGUGUUCAGGUAGAGGAGAUCUACGACCUGCAGAGCAAAUGCCAAGGCCCCGUGUACGGCUUCAUUUUCCUCUUCAAAUGGAUCGAGGAGCGCCGCUCCAGGAGGAAGGUCUCCACCCUCGUGGACGAAACCUCGGUUAUAGACGACGACAUCGUCAACGACAUGUUCUUCGCUCAUCAAUUGAUUCCGAACUCGUGCGCCACUCACGCUUUACUGAGCGUUCUCCUGAACUGCAGCGGGGUGGAGCUCGGAAACACGCUCAGCCGGAUGAAAGCUUUCACCAAGGGCUUCAAUCCAGAGAGUAAAGGUUACGCCAUCGGAAACGCUCCAGAAUUAGCGAAGGCCCACAACAGCCACGCCAGACCGGAACCGCGGCACUUGCCGGAGAAGCAGAACGGCAUCAGUGCCGUCCGGACGAUGGAGGCUUUUCACUUUGUCAGCUACGUGCCCAUUAAAGACCGCCUGUUCGAGCUGGACGGACUCAAGGCCUACCCGAUAGACCACGGUCCUUGGGGAGAGGAGGAGGAGUGGACAGAUAAAGCUCGGAGGGUCAUUAUGGAAAGAAUCGGCCUUGCGACAGCAGGAGAACCGUACCACGAUAUCCGCUUCAACCUGAUGGCGGUGGUGCCGGACCGCAGGAUGAAGUACGAGUCUAGACUGGAGGUUCUCAAACGGAACCGGCAGAUCGUUCUGGAAGGCCUGCAGCAGGCGAUUCGAGCGUCCCAGCCGGAUGCACAGCAGGACCGAAAACAGACAGACUCCUCCCCUUCCGAAGACACGCCCACUACAGUGAAAAAAGAGGAGCCGUCAGACACACCAGUGAGUGCUGAACAAGCUCCUCCUGCAGAUUCUGCGGAUGGUGCGAGUGUCCCAGCAGCCCCCAGUUCCUCAGAUAAACCUAAAAGCAUGCCGAAGCCCCCCACUCAGCCAGCAGGGGGGGCUGCCCCGCCACCACCAGCUCCACCCGCUCCGCCUGCUCCCCUGCCCAUGGCCAGCCCAAGCCCCAUCGUCCAACGCCUGCCUGCCUUCCUGGACAACCACAAUUACGCCAAGUCCCCCAUGCAGGAAGAGGAGGAUCUGGCUGCAGGGGUGGGUCGCCCUCGCGUUCCUGGACCCCCUCAACCAGCCUACUCUGAUGAUGAGGAGGACUAUGAGGAUGAAGAGGAGGAAGAGUGUGGAGCUGCUGGAACUUCUAGCAGGUUCCGCAGAAAGACGAGUCUCCGAACAAGGGCCGUGGCACGCAGCACCGCUGGAGGGGGCGGAGUCUCGGGCGUUGAAGGCCAGCUGGCUCUGAGCAUGCUCGCUGAGAAGCUGAAGAAGGAGGCGCAGAGGAAGGACACCAUGGCGACGGUGGCAGGCUCCACCCCCCUGAAUGUGCGCACAGAGGGGCGCACAGGCGGCAUCAGCAUCACCUCCGCAUCACAACCGUCUCCGACGCCCAGCAACGAGAGCACGGACACGGCGUCCGAGAUCGGCAGCGCGUUCAACUCACCGCUGCGCUCACCUGCGCGCUCGCAGGCUGCCACGCGCCCCUCCAGCCCCGUGGCGUCCCACCUGAGCCGCGUGCUGUUCGGUGAAGAUGAAGGCUUACUGCGUUUGGACGCUCGACACAACCGCGCAGUCCGUGACCUCGGAACGCUGGUCAGCUCCACACGACUGCAGCUGAGGGAGGACGGCACCAUGUCCGCACUGCCCCCUGCAGAAGGAGCAUCUGAAGGGGUGAAAAAAGCGAACGGAGUGGAGAAGAGCGAGAAGAAAGACGGGGAGGAGGAGAGGGGGAAGGAGGGAGCAUCGCAGGAGCUGAAAGUCAAAGAGGAGAGUAAAGAGACGAUGGAUGAAAAAACAACCACGGAAAGCCCCACCUUCGCCGAGCCCGAGGCCGUCAUCAAACCGACCGGAGAGAAAUACACGCCUAAAGAGUUGCUGGCUCUGCUGAAGUAUGUGGAGGCUGAUAUUUCUAACUAUGAGGUUUGUCUCAAAGAGGAGGUGGAGAAGAGGAAGAAAUACAAGAUUGAUGAUCAGAGAAGAACCCAUAACUACGAUGAGUUCAUCUGCACAUUCAUCUCCAUGCUGGCACAAGAAGGGAUGCUGGCGAGUCUGGUGGAGCAGAAUAUUUCGGUGCGCAGGCGGCAGGGCGUGAGCAUCGGUCGCCUCCAUAAACAGCGCAAACCGGACCGCCGGAAACGCUCUCGGCCUUACAAGACCAAACGCCAGUAAACACAGACUCACUGCGAAAGGCGCUUCUGAAGAACACUGACUCACUUAGUCCAGCGCUGUGGACUCACCUAAAUUGACCAGUUUGUGUCCCAGAAGCAGCUGUGACCUGUAAAGCGUCCACUGAUUAGAAAGCAGUGAUGCUCUGGUGGACUCUGCUGCUGUAAUUCUCAUUGACUGAUCAGUCUAAAACGACUCUCAUUAACCCUUUAGUGUCCGCAUCUCAGAUGUUACGUUUUCUUCGGUCCGUUUGUCCUCUGAUGAUUUUUUUUUCAAACAAAUCAGUUUUCUAACUUAUCUGGUCACUAUUCAUUUUUAGAAAACAACAGACAAUCAAUGCAUUUGAUUGUGGAAAAAAGUAUGAAAAUGACAUGAGUAAAAAAUUUAGUAAUGAGUACUGUUAGAAAUAUUUUAUAUAUUUUGUAUAUAUCUAUACAACAUUUUGUCAUUUAGACCAAUCAGAACAUUGUGUAACAUUUUCCCAUCAUACUAAAUUUAGUUGUUGGGCUUUAAGGGGUUAAAAUAGUUGGAAUUUUAAUUAAUAUUAAAAUUAAAAAAUUAAAAUGUUUGUUUUACGUGUAUUAAGCCAACAUAUUAUUCUCAGUCAGUCAUUCAGAUUCUAGUAGUUUUAUUUCAAUAAUAAGUGUAUCAUAAAUAUUCUGUGCUUUAAUAUUAAUUAAAAUUCCACUAAUUUAGGAGUAAAAUCAUUUCACUGAGUUCUUUAAUGAGAAUUACAGCAGCAGCUCGUACAAUACAGACGGGACUUCACCGGCCGGACCAAUCACAGACUUUGUUCAUCUGACUUUUCAGUCUGCUAGAGUUCAAAAUCUGAGAAAGUCUUUGUUUGUUUGUUUUUAAGCGUGUGUGUUUGUAAAUGUGUUUAUGCUAAUUAAACAGAGCUCGUUUGUGCCGGUUCAGCCCAAAUGAUCAGUGUUACAACACAAAAACACCAAAUCAGACCAAAAACUUAGACGUCCGGAGAGGCCUUGAGGGAGUUACAAUUUUCCGGAUUGUUAUUUUGAGAUAAUGAGUUAAUUAUCUUGUAAUCUCCAGAUAAGAAAGUUGUUAUUUUGAGAUAACAAGAUAAUUAAUUUAUUAUCUCAAAAUAAUAAUUUAGAAAAUUACAGCAACAGCUCAUGGCCUCUCCAGACUUCCGUAAAAACUCAACAGCGGUGCAGAAUUGACCUGCCCAAGCUCCGCCCACAAAUAUGUGCUUUCAUAGCAACCGUAACCAGAGCUGGUUUAUGAGGAAUCUGGCCACUUCCUAUUUCCUCCGUUAUAUCAAAAACAGGACUGCAAAACA
Colossoma macropomum (tambaqui) is the source of this 3761-nucleotide messenger RNA. It is a transcript of the gene bap1, whose product is annotated as BRCA1 associated protein-1 (ubiquitin carboxy-terminal hydrolase). The transcript is spliced from 18 exons. NCBI's taxonomy places the organism in Eukaryota, Metazoa, Chordata, Actinopteri, Characiformes, Serrasalmidae. Gene Ontology annotation, biological process: protein deubiquitination; ubiquitin-dependent protein catabolic process. Gene Ontology annotation, molecular function: cysteine-type deubiquitinase activity. The coding region runs from base 170 to 2461 and encodes 763 amino acids. The record is from RefSeq and is a predicted model, not a curated record. Gene Ontology annotation, cellular component: cytoplasm.